This is a messenger RNA of Tripterygium wilfordii, 1823 nucleotides long. Its product is annotated as ACT domain-containing protein ACR10-like. The transcript has 6 exons. The coding region runs from base 222 to 1463 and encodes 413 amino acids. The record is from RefSeq and is a predicted model, not a curated record. NCBI's taxonomy places the organism in Eukaryota, Viridiplantae, Streptophyta, Magnoliopsida, Celastrales, Celastraceae.
CAAAAAAAGUGAAGCAGAAGGUUUUUACACACACUCUGUUCUGCCCCCAACUCUGCUAUUUCUCUCUCGCUCUUUCUGUACACCAACGCACCAAGCAUUUCAAUCUCAGAGAAGCUAAAUUAUAAUUUACAUCGUACAUAUCUGUCGAGAGACAGUCUCAUUUUCUUGCUUCAAUUGAAAAAAAAAAUCAGCAUAAACAAUUGCAGAAACAGGAAGCCGACAUGGGUAUUCUGUAUGACGACGUAGUGAUCGUCAGCCCACCACAGAAAGAAGGAGACCCGACUGUGAUUACUGUCAAUUGCCCUGACAAAACUGGGCUAGGUUGUGAUUUGUGCCGCAUCAUACUCGUUUUUGGUCUUAGCAUCGUCAGAGGAGAUGUAUCUACGGAUGGGAAAUGGUGCUACAUAAAGUUCUGGGUUGUGGGAAAACCUACAACUAGAUGGUCUCUGUUGAAGAAGAGAUUGUCUGGGGCAUGCCCGUCUUGCUCCUCCACGUCUGGGAUUUUCUAUUACCGCGCUGAAUUGCAGCCACCAAAGCCUCCUGAUGUCUUCCUCUUGACUUUGUGUUGUUACGAUCGAAGAGGCCUGUUACACGAUGUCACUGUGGCUCUAUGCGAGCUUGAGCUUACGAUUGGGAAAGUGAAGGUUUCCACUACACCAGAUGGAAGAGUGAUGGACUUAUUCUUUGUGACAGACAACAGGGAACUUCCAGAUAAGGAGAAGAGAAGGAAAGAUACUUGUGACCACUUAAAAGCAGUCAUGAAAGAUGCGAUGAUAAGCUGUGAGAUAGAAGAGGUUGGUCCUGAAAUUACAGCAUGUUCACAGGCAUCUUCAUUUCUUCCCUCUGCAAUUACAGAAGAUGUCUUCAACUUCAGAAUGCCUGAUGAAGUCCCUAGCAGAUUGCUUACAUCUGAUAAUGUUUCAAUCACAAUGGACAACUCAUUGAGUCCAGGUCACAUGCUUGUCCAAAUAAUUUGCCAAGAUCACAAAGGUCUUCUUUAUGACAUAAUGAGAACUGUAAAGGAUUUCAACAUUCAGAUUUCUUAUGGACGCUUCUCUAUAAAACAAAGAAGCAGCUGUGAGAUUGACUUGUUCCUCAUGCACGCGGAUGGAAAGAAGAUUGUUGACCCUAGUAAGCAGAAGGCACUAUCCUCUCGUUUGGAGAUGGAACUAAUCCGUCCUCUCAGAGUGGCUGUCGUGAGCCGUGGUCCCGAUGUGGAGUUGCUGGUUGCAAACCCAGUGGAGUUGUCUGGCAAGGGCCGACCUCUUGUUUUCCAUGACAUCACUCUUGCUCUUAAGAUGCUUGACGUCUGCAUUUUCUCGGCUGAGAUCGGGAGAUGCAUUAUUGGAGAUUGGGAAAUGGAAGUUUACAGGAUCCUAAUUGAUGAAGGGGAAGGCUUGCCUGUUCCCAGAAGCAAAAUUGAGGAAGGAGUUUGGAAAAUGCUAAUGGGUUGGGAGUGGUAAAACUUUGCUGAUUUACAACUUGUCUUCGUAAUGUGCUCCUCUACAUUACAGUGAUGCUCUACCUGCAUUAUCUUUAUUAGAUGUAAAUAUGGGGUCAUCUGUCCUUGGAAACGCUGAGUUGUUCUUGGUCAAAGUUUAUGCAUGAAACUCUUGUGCAAAUAUCAGCGGAUCACAUCAGGGACUCCUAGGUAGAAAUAUCUAGCACACAGUGUUGUAGUUCAAAAUUGUCAUUUUCCACGUGGUGUGUUUCUUGAAGUCUCUUUCAAAACAAGAGAAUAUAUUUGUUUUCUUCCUUGUGAUUGAACCAUGCAGGACCCAUUUUUGGGGUAUUAAAUCUUUCAUCUUGUCUUGUUGAUUUGA